Messenger RNA from Jaminaea rosea, 1558 nucleotides. RefSeq lists its product as hypothetical. The record is from RefSeq and is a predicted model, not a curated record. NCBI's taxonomy places the organism in Eukaryota, Fungi, Basidiomycota, Exobasidiomycetes, Microstromatales. The coding region runs from base 276 to 1517 and encodes 413 amino acids. The transcript is spliced from 4 exons.
GAUCAAUCAGCAACACCUUGUCUCCUAUCUCUCCACAUCUGCAUCUGCUGCGACAUCACCUCCAGCUUCUUCGCGCACCUACAAGCCACAGUCGGUGUCGAGAUAGACGAGCCAAUCGACUCAUCGCCGCUGCUACCCACGACCCGCCUCCAUCUCGCUCGGCCCUGUUGCUUGCGCCCGUGCGAGCGAGGUCAGGAGCCACAGCUCGCUCCUCCCAACCCGUUCAUACCCCACAUCCCCGUCCCUCUUCCUUUUGGCGGCAGUCUUCAAUCGCCAUGGCAUCCUCUACAGCUCUGUAUGGCUCGCCCGAUCCAUCCUCAUCCACUUCACCCCUCACACAACCAUCCAAACGCUCCGUCUCGUUCCGCUCCUCGCCCUCAACUCAGACAAUCUCAGACUUCUCCUCGCACGACUCAACAAUGAGGCGCAACGCCAGCAGCAGCGGCAGUACCAACGGUGGCUCAUCAGGUCUGGGUCAAUCCGCAAACUCAUCGACAAGCACCACACCAUCUGGAUCGACCCUGUCCACCCCGCUCAAACCUGCCCUCAAGCCCUCACCAAGCAAGCUGCCCCCCGCCGAGCAAUACCAGCAUACCGAUCCUUUGCUGCGUCGCCUACGUUUAGUGGACAGCCACGGCAAGCCAGUCAAUCUGAAACGCUACUUCCAAGACUGCAAAGUCGUCGCACUCUACUUCAGCAGUCAGUGGGCGGGCAUGCCGCUCAAGGAGUACCAAAGGACAAUCACAGACUUCCAGUCGAGGCAUCCCCACGAGUUCAAGGUCAUCUACGUCAGCGUCGACGUGGACGAAGAAUGGUACAAGGCGGGCGUAGAGGGGAAGCCAUGGGUCUCGAUGGUCUGGAACGACGGGUCGUCGCUGCCUUCAGAGCGUAGUGGCGGUAGCAACUCAGGAGCGGCUGGGGGAUUUGGAUCAAACCUCAACGCCGCCGCAGCAGGGAAACAGGGCCAGCACUCCAACCAAUCCUCAUCGGACGACGCUAGCACUGGCUCGCCGCCAACGCCCGUGAAUGGUGACGAACUCGUCGACCCACCCAAGCUAUACAAUGAUGAGGACUUCCUCCUCGCAGGAGAAAUUGACAUUGAUGCCAGCCUGUCGCUGACGGAUACGGCGGGCACGUCGUACCUUCGUCCGUAUUCUCGGGUGCACCUGGCGUCCAAGUUGGACCUCAUUGCUGCGCCUACUUUGGCUAUUUAUCACCUGCCGAGCAAGAGACUGAUAGAGCGCAACGCCAGGAUGAGGAGGAUGCAAGAAGGAGAGCGUCAUGAGACGUGGGAGAGAUGGAGUCGUGGCGAGGGGGCAGGCGGCUUGGGAUUGAAAGACGCCGUUGCCAACAACAAGCUGAUGCUCAUUGUCUCGCUCCUCUCGCUCGUCUACUUCCUCCUGGUCAAGGUUGGAGGCGAUCAAUUCAACUUUCUGCCCGGUUUGUUUGAGAAGAUCGGCGAGAAGACGAUCAAUCCUGCCCUGACGCAGCAGCUGCGAGGUGACGGUGGACAGUGACGCAGGAGAACUGUCGUCUGCAUAUCACGGCGUAGGAGGGG